CUGUGUUUGGGAAGAAUUUCAUUGCUAGGGAUAUGGGAUUUAGAAACACAGCUGGUCCAGAGAAGCACCAGGCAGUGGCACUGUUGACAGCUGGUGAUCAAGCAGUUUAUUAUAGGUGCCAAAUUGAAGCCUUUCAGGACAGUCUCUAUGCACAUUCCAACCGCCAAUUCUACAGAGAAUGCAACAUUUAUGGCACAGUUGAUUUCAUUUUUGGCAAUUCAGCAGUUGUCCUCCAAAACUGCAACAUUUUCCCAAGGGUGCCUAUGCAGGGCCAGCAGAACACCAUAACAGCACAGGGCAAAACUGACCCCAACAUGAACACAGGAAUUUCAAUUCAAAAUUGCAGCAUUGCACCCUUUGGGGACUUAAGCUCUGUGCAAACAUACCUUGGAAGACCGUGGAAGGACUACUCAACCACAGUGUUCAUGCAGUCCACAUUGGGGAGUUUCAUUAACCCAGAUGGAUGGUUACCAUGGGUAGGGAACUCAGCACCAGAUACCAUAUUUUAUGCAGAAUUUCAGAAUGUUGGACCUGGAGCUUCAACAAAAAAUAGGGUGAAGUGGAAGGGUUUGAAAACCAUUACACAUAAACAAGCUAGCAUGUUUACUGUCAAGUCUUUUCUUUCAGGGGACAAAUGGAUUCCAGCUUCGGGUGCCCCCUUUACAUCUUCUAUGUGA
Messenger RNA from Sphenostylis stenocarpa, 677 nucleotides. NCBI's taxonomy places the organism in Eukaryota, Viridiplantae, Streptophyta, Magnoliopsida, Fabales, Fabaceae. The record is from the annotation of a GenBank genome assembly.